This is a messenger RNA of Zootermopsis nevadensis, 1983 nucleotides long. The record is from RefSeq and is a predicted model, not a curated record. Lineage: Eukaryota; Metazoa; Arthropoda; Insecta; Blattodea; Termopsidae.
AUGUAUAACACUUAGCGUUCAGUAAUGCCGUGCGAAUGUAAAUAUUUCAGCAAAUCUGCUAACAGUACGCUCAAACAGUUAAGAACUUCCCCAUCGUGUAUGGAACCCGAAGUUUGUUACCGUUUUCACAAGAGCCCGUCACAUGUCCUGAGUCAGGUUAAUCCAAUCCACGCACCAUGUUUCCCGAAUAUCUAUUUUAAUAUUAUCCUUCCAUCUAUUCCUUGGUCUUACGUGUCGUCUUUGUUGCAGUAAAUUGCAGUAUUAUGGAAACAUUGCUAGUUUUUGUUCCUUGUGCACUAUAUAACGAGGAACCUGGUACUUUGUAUGGGGUUGUACAAGAAACUAAGGAAGAAUAUGUGAAGUGCUAUUUCGUUAUUGGAAAGGCUGAAGGCCUAAAUGAAAAUUAUGGAGUAGAGAAGUGUAAUAUUAUUGGAUAUUAUUGUAAAGGUUCAUCAUCAAUUGUUUCAUUCAAACAGAAGAGUGAUUGGGUAGUCUUGGGUUUAUGUGGUUCUGAAUUCAUUUUGCAUGUAAUAGUGAGUGCUGGAAAUGUUGUGGAUAUGUCAAAACCAUGUCAGACCGUUUGCAUUAUAUAUGAUCAUGAAAAGUUCAUUCAGUCUGAACUCUUUCUUCAAAGUUUGGAGCCUGAUGGCUCUCUGUAUGGAGAUCACUUCAAAAUGUUGGCUAGUAACUUGAACUCUGUAUCACUAAAAAAUUCACGUGUCCGGCCAUUUAGUUCAGUAAUAUUAAAGAAUGUGCUCUCACAGCAAAUAAUCAGAUUAUUAUUAUGUAUAGCAAAUAUUCUGCUAAAUUGUAUUACUUUCACGCAUCCUGUUUUAAAAUAUACAGCACUAGAAUUACAUUUGCAAACUUUCCUUAAAAGUCUAAUAUGGAUUCUGCAGUCAGCCUCUUGUAAGAAAAUUCUUUCAGUUAAAGUUUGGAAUUACAUUGUUGCUACCAUUGUUGAUGUAUGUUGCGGGAUGCUUCUACUUUAUUGGCUUACUGCUGUUACAUCUUCACCCCCACAACUACUACUGGAGUCUGGAGAGGUCGUGGUAACGACUUUACGAGAAUUGCUGCAUUUGAAACUUAACUAUGCCUUUAAUAAUAUGUUGGGGCAGUUCUUCCUUUACCACAUUAAUGUCUGGUGGACAUUUCUUGUGGUUGCCAAACCAGUACUAGAGGUAGCAUUCCACAUAUUUCUUUGCCUUGGCCGUCUUGGACUCACAUUCCAAGCAUCUAUCCUUGUAGAUCUUCUGGAGUUGGUCAGCUUCCACAUCUACUGUAUCUACGUGUACGCUGCAAGGUUGUAUAGUUUGCAAGUAUCAGGGUUGGUAGCCCUGUGGCGGCUGUUCUUGGGAAGGAAACAUAACCCGCUGCGAGGACGUGUUGAUUCAUGCCAAUACUCAUCGCACCAGCUCUUUGUGGGAACCCUUGCAUUCACCAUAUUACUCUUUUUGCUCCCAACAACACUUAUGUAUUACAUUGUGUUCACCACGCUCCGUCUGGUAGUGGUUGGUCUUGAAGGCCUCCUGACACGUGUACGCUACAUCCUGCAGUGCCUUCCCCUGUAUGUCAGCACACUCUGGCUUCUACAGUCCACAAUUGUUAGCAGUACAGUUCACUUGACAGUGCAGUGCAGAGAAACACAAGGUCCGCUGCUUCUGUCUGUCCAACCAGUACCUGGCUCCUGGUGGAAUACUGUUCAGUACUGCAUACCUGAACUAGUGCAUUCCCCACCGAGGGUCAACUGGGGAAACCUCAUAGGAAAUCUGGUGUCAGGAAAGCUGAUUUACCCGUCUUAAUUCUACUGUAACAACUUGUUAAUGAAACCUUGGAACAAACUUCUGCCUUUAAUGUAAUCAUUUUCCAAGAAAUUCUUUAUCAGAAUUUUGUACACAUCCCUUGUUUUUGUUUUCCAGCUUAUCAUAAUAUUGUAAUUCAGCUACACUAAUAAUACACAAGGAAUAAAUUAGUUUUUUUUAA